GCGUUCGAGGUGGUGGUCCAUGAACCCGUUAGCUCGGAUCCAUUCACAAUUAUCGGAUGUUUUCUGUUUUGCAGAUCAACCCGUUUCACAAGGUACCAACUCUUGACGACUCGGGAUUUGUCGUUUAUGAGAGCAUCGCCAUUGCUUACUACCUGCUACGCAAGUAUGCUCCCAAGUCAGAACUCUAUCCGGAGUGUGUGAAGGAGCGCACCCGCAUCGACCAAAUCCUCGCCGCUGUUUCGUCCACAAUUCAACCGCACAAGAUGGCCUUUUUCCGACCGCUCUUUACCGAAAAGAGAAAGCCCACCAGCGAAGAAGUGGCAGCAUUCGAAGAAAAUGUGCUCAAGGGUUUUGAGCACCUUAUCGGUGACCGCAAGUUCGCCGUCAAAGACAAGUUCACACUGGCUGAUAUCUGCCUCUUCUCAGCCAUGGUAGGAGUUUUCGAGAUGCGCUUCUUCAACAAGGCCAAGUUUCAGAAGCUGAGCAGCUACUACGAGCGCGUCUUGCCCGAAAUUGCUGGCUACGAUGAAAUCUUCAAGCCAGCCAUCACCCUCUUGCAGGAGCGCAUGAAGUGAACCCUGGGAGGCCGAAAACAAUGUCGUAAAAUCAGUUCAGCUGCAGCAGCAUGCCAUUCACCGGAAUAAAAUGUGACAGACUUUGUGAUACAGGGUUUCAAAAUGAUGGCCUCUAGG
This is a messenger RNA of Dermacentor silvarum, 692 nucleotides long. RefSeq names its product glutathione S-transferase 4. The transcript is spliced from 4 exons. Gene Ontology annotation, molecular function: glutathione transferase activity. Gene Ontology annotation, biological process: glutathione metabolic process. NCBI's taxonomy places the organism in Eukaryota, Metazoa, Arthropoda, Arachnida, Ixodida, Ixodidae. The coding region runs from base 57 to 575 and encodes 172 amino acids. The record is from RefSeq and is a predicted model, not a curated record.